UCAACAGGCCUAGGGUGCGUUCUCUCUCUCUCCCAAGUUCCCAACACAAAACUAACGUCACCUAACUUUAGGAAAGUAUCAUAUGUUCACUGACUGAUAAGUGAAAAAGAAUCGCAAAUAAGGUAAGAUUUUGUAUCUUCUGAAUUUUUGGUCUCACUCCAAUCAAUAUUUUAUAUGCAAAAGUGGUCCAGAAUUGGUUUGUUAUCAAACCCCAGAAUUUCCUAUUUUGUUAUAUUAUUGCGAGAAAAUUACACAGAAUUUUUUUGUUUGAUGGACUUGUUUUUAAGAUUCUUAUGGAAUUGCACAGAGAGAGGAAAGAGAUUAAUUUGGUCUGGGAUAUUCGUGGGCUGCUGCAUUAGAGUCUAGGUUUGUGUAUAUUGUUUUUGAGGUACAUGGUGGUGCUGGAAUAUGUAAGUACAAUCAUGGCUUCUUUGGCCUCCCCGGUGAGUACAGGAAGUGCUACUGUGAGUUCGUCCGGGCAUUUUGAAGGACUUGAGAGAGUUUCUCUCUCUAAAAAUGUCCAUAGUUUUCACAAAAUUUGGGUUAAGAAGAGAGGCAGGGUCUGUAAAUAUUCAGUAACUGAUUACAUUGCCGAUCAAGGGACUUCAGUUUCCCUUAAUUCAACAUAUGAAGGAAGCAAACACAAUGCUGCUGUUGUUGUUCUUAAGGCGGCUCCAAAGCCGGUUUUAAGAUCUGGGUCAAAGACCGAACCCCUUUUAAAUAUUAACUCCAUAAGUUCAAUGCCUUGGAAUCUAUCAAAACUAAACGAGGAUUCUGAAUAUGAGAAGGUACAUGAUGAUAAAGAAGAGAUAGAUAAGGUGAUUGAGUCACUGGGAGAGGCACUGGAGAAGGCUGAGAAAUUAGAAUCUAUUAAAAAAGUCAGUCCAGUCAAUAAAUCACCACUCAACAUAAGCACUGACAAGAGAAAAGGUAAACCAAAAAAUGGUAAACCAGUUAAUUUAACAGUCGGUCGGAAGUCUAAGACUUUGAAGAGUGUAUGGCGGAAAGGGGAUACUGUGGCUAGUGUACAAAAAUCAGUCAAGGAAUCUCCUAAGACCCAGAAGGUUGAGAAAAAGGAACCAAGGAUAGAAGGAGCGGGGAAAGUUGAGUCUCCGCCCAUUUUUCCUCUAAGACCUCUUAAGCCACCUAUAAAACCCUCCAUAGCUCCUCCGCCAGUGAUCAAGAAAUCUGUUAUCUUGAAGGAUGUGGGGGCGCCUCCAAACAACCGAGCUACUGGUGGAAAUAACUUAGUUGCAAAAGAAAGAAAGCCAAUGCUGAUCGACAAAUUUGCAGCUAAGAAACUGGUGGUUGAUCCUCUGAUUGCUCAAGCAGUAUUAACCCCUCCAAAAUCUGCAAAGGGCCCUAUCCCUGGAAAGUUCAAAGAUGAGUUUCGAAAGAAAAGUGGUCCACUCGGAGGACCACGGAGGCAGAUGGUUAAAAAUGUUGAGAUUCCUGAUGAGGAGACAUCGGAACUUGAUGUUUCUAUUCCCGGUGCAGCUACAGCAAGGAAAGGAAGGAAAUGGAGCAAGGCAAGUCGGAAGGCAGCUAGACUCCAGGCAGCUAAGGAGGCUGCUCCUAUUAAAGAAGAAAUUUUGGAGGUCGGUGAAGAAGGUAUGUCGACUGAGGAGUUGGCCCACAACUUGGCGAUUAGUGAAGGUGAAAUUUUUGGGUACCUAUCCUCAAUGGGGAUUAAGCCUGACGGCGUGCAAACAUUUGAUAAAAAUAUGGUCAAGAUGAUCUGCAAAGAGUACGAGGUAGAAGUCAUAGAUGCUGCUCCCGUGAGAGUGGAAGAAAUGGCUAAAAAGAAGGAAAUUCUUGAUGAGGAAGACCUGGAAAAUCUAGAAGAUAGACCUCCCGUUCUUACUAUAAUGGGCCAUGUUGAUCAUGGAAAGACCACUCUUUUGGAUUACAUUCGGAAGAGCAAGGUAGCUGCAUCUGAAGCAGGUGGUAUUACACAGGGAAUUGGGGCAUAUAAGGUUCUAAUACCCAUUGAUGGCAAGUUUCAACCAUGUGUCUUUCUUGAUACUCCUGGACAUGAGGCAUUUGGGGCAAUGAGAGCUCGUGGUGCAAAGGUGACAGACAUUGCUAUCAUUAUUGUGGCUGCUGAUGAUGGAAUCCGUCCUCAAACAAAUGAGGCCAUAGCUCAUGCCAAAGCAGCUGGUGUACCAAUUGUAAUCGCCAUUAACAAGAUAGAUAAGCAUGGAGCUAAUCCUGAGCGAGUCAUGCAAGAGCUUUCUUCAAUUGGUUUAAUGCCAGAAGAUUGGGGUGGUGACAUCCCAAUGGUUCAGAUCAGUGCUCUUAAAGGGGAGAACAUAGAUGAGUUGUUGGAAAUUGUCAUGCUUGUUGCAGAGUUGCAAGAAUUGAAAGCUAAUCCUCACAGAAGUGCUAGGGGCACAGUCAUCGAGGCAGGUCUUCAUAAAUCUAAAGGACCGGUAGCUACAUUUAUUGUGCAGAAUGGCACCCUGAAAAGAGGGGAUAUAGUAGUUUGUGGUGAAGCCUUUGGGAAGGUUCGGUCUCUAUCUGAUGAUGUUGAGAAUCGUGUUGAUGAAGCCGGACCCUCUAUACCAGUGCAGGUCAUUGGAUUGAAUAAUGUUCCAAUUGCUGGUGAUGAAUUUGAGGUUGUUGGCUCCCUUAAAGUUGCACGUGCAAGGGCCGAGUCACGUGCGGAAUCUUUAAAAAAUGAACGUAUAUCAGCCAAGACCGGGGAUGGGAAGGUUACACUUUCUUCCUUUGCUUCUGCAGGUUCAGCUGGAAAGCAGGCUGGAUUACUCUUGCACCAGCUGAAUAUUAUUAUGAAGGUUGAUGUUCAGGGUUCCAUUGAGGCUGUCAGACAAGCCCUAAAGGUGCUCCCUCAAGAUAAUGUCACUUUGAAGUUCCUCUUCCAAGCAACUGGGGAUGUAAGCACCAGUGAUGUUGAUCUUGCGGUUGCUAGUAAAGGCAUUAUUCUGGGCUUUAAUGUUAAAGCACCUGGUUCUGUUAAGAGCUAUGCAGACAAUAAAGGUGUUGAGAUUCGACAGUACAGAGUUGUAUAUGAGCUUAUUGAUGAUGUGCGAAAUGCUAUGGAGGGACUUUUGGAGCCUGUUGAGGAACAAGAAACAAUUGGUGCAGCCGAAGUACGAGCCAUAUUCAGCAGUGGCAGUGGUCAUAUUGCCGGAUGCAUGGUGACGGAGGGAGAAGUGGUGAAAGACUGUGGCAUUCGGGUUGUGAGAAAUGGAAAAACAAUAUAUAUUGGUAUUCUCCAUUCUUUGAGACGGGUGAAGGAGAUUGUGAAAGAGGUGAACGCUGGACUGGAGUGUGGAAUUAGGACGGAGGACUUUAGUGAUUGGGAGGUGGGAGACAUUCUUGAGGCUUUCAAGAUGGUGCAAAAGAAGCAAACUCUUGAAAAGGCAUCGGCUGCUAUAGAAGCCGCGCUUAAAGGAGUGGGAAUUGAAUUGUAAAGAAGGCACCAUAAACGUGUUUUUGUUGGUUGACAUGCUUCUUGAUCUAGUCGGAACGUGUUUUUGUUUGUACAGGCACAAUCCAUUCCAGGGAUUUGACACAAGUCAGCAGGUGUAAUACAGGAUGAGUUCUCACAAAUUGCAAUGCAUCCCAUCCCGAACACAUGGAGGAAUAGAGCUUGCAGAGAUUUUUGUCCAUUGUUGUAUCCUAGUAUGUUAGAGUGCAAGGAGUUAAAAUGUAUCUGAUAUCAGCCCUCCUUGUAAAGAGAGGAACAGGAAAGUGCACUGGAUGGUCCUGUGCAAUUUAAUGCAAACCCAUGCAACUCUAAUGUAAAUGCUCAUGUAAAACUUCAAGGGUGCAACAAAUUACAUCGAGAUGCAACAUUGAGAACACAACACUUUUUCAUUGUUGUCGCAUUCUCGAUCUAAGUGCAUUGUAAAGUACUAGAAAGGAUCUCGGUUCAGAGGAA
Molecule: messenger RNA, 3907 nt
Organism: Cornus florida
Lineage: Eukaryota; Viridiplantae; Streptophyta; Magnoliopsida; Cornales; Cornaceae
Product: translation initiation factor IF-2, chloroplastic-like
Exons: 12
Coding region: 393-3437 (1014 amino acids)
Biological process (GO): translational initiation
Molecular function (GO): GTP binding; translation initiation factor activity; GTPase activity
Source: RefSeq, a predicted model, not a curated record